Entrophospora candida is the source of this 1089-nucleotide messenger RNA. The record is from the annotation of a GenBank genome assembly. NCBI's taxonomy places the organism in Eukaryota, Fungi, Glomeromycota, Glomeromycetes, Entrophosporales, Entrophosporaceae.
AUGAAUAAUGAUUAUAUGAAACAACAAAAUUUGUCUCCAUCAACCGAGGAAGAGUUAAAUAUAUUUUUGUAUCCAAAUGCCAAAACAAAUCUUAAAAAAAUAAAAACAUUAAUAACUCAUGGCGAAUACGUUAAUGGAUUGUUAGCAACCGCUUCACAAAUUCUUUGCAAUCUCAAAGAAAUUCAAUUCAUCCUCACCAACACAAAUUACUUUGCCACAACAUUUCAAGAUUUAGGCAAGUUGAUCGAGUCGCAAAGAUCAUUGGAAAAUCUGUUGAUAAAAUGCAGUAGAUCAAAACCGCUUGGAUUCAAGAACAUUUUUCAGUCAUUAAUCAAUACCCAACUUGAAUCACUGACAACUCUUACAUUGGAAAACGUCGACUUUCAAAAUGAAUUCCCAUUUAAAUUAUUUAUUCACUUGAAGGAAUUAAAAUAUUUGAAAUUUGAGAGAUGUAUAAAUUUCGGAAAUAUUACUGGUGGAAGUGAACAAACAGUUUCAAAUUGUUCAAAUUAUUUGACACUUUUAACAAAUUAUUGUCAAAAUUUAAAAUGUUUUUCUGGAACAAUCAACUUGGAACAACAACAACAAAUGAUGGAUUUGAUUGAAUUUCUUAAAGCAAGUAAGAAUUUAGAAAAGAUCACCAUUAACGAUCUAAAAAAAUUACGUACAAAUGGACGUUUGUCAAGGCAUGUUUGGAUUAUUGAUAAACCAAUAACAACAGCAAAUACAACAACCACCAACCAUGGUUUGUUCAAUGAAUUUCUACCAGAAAUUGGCAAAUUUUUACCUAGUACAAUAAAAACAUUUAAAUUUCAAGGUGUUUUAUUAUUUUCACCCGAUUGUUUAAAACAAUUUCUAGCCAAUUGUAAAAGCGAUUUGAAAUACUUGGGAUUUGCUAAUUGUAAAGAUUUUUCUAAUGCACACUUGCAAAUUAUUAUUGAUUAUAUUGAAAAAAAAAGGAAAAAUGGUGUUGGUGAAACAUUAAAAAGGUUAAAUGUUAAGAGUUGUUAUUUAAUUAAACUCAAAGAUUUAGCAUAUGCUAAAAAUUUCAUAAAAAUUAUUAAUAGUAACCUAGAUAGAAUAAAAUGA